AUGGCAAUAUCUCGAAAGGAGCUAACUGCGUCAGUUAUUAUGAAAAUUUUUGGGAAAAUUGUUGACAGCGCAAUGUUACUAGCGGAAACGCUACUGGAGCUAUGGAGGAAGAGGCCGACAUUUGUAAAGGGUAAGAAGGCAGAAGUUACUCUCCUCUUCUUCACAGUGUCCGCGUUAGACGUAAUAGGAAAGGUUGAUGAAGUGAUCGACAGCGAAACGAAAGAAACUUUUGUUGAAUGGAUAUAUCGUCUUCAACUGACACUGGAAUCUGGUACAGAAUAA
Enterobius vermicularis (human pinworm) is the source of this 282-nucleotide messenger RNA. NCBI's taxonomy places the organism in Eukaryota, Metazoa, Nematoda, Chromadorea, Rhabditida, Oxyuridae. The record is from the annotation of a GenBank genome assembly.